This is a messenger RNA of Mesoplodon densirostris (Blainville's beaked whale), 511 nucleotides long. RefSeq names its product ubiquinol-cytochrome-c reductase complex assembly factor 3-like. Gene Ontology annotation, cellular component: mitochondrial inner membrane. Gene Ontology annotation, biological process: mitochondrial respiratory chain complex III assembly; mitochondrial electron transport, ubiquinol to cytochrome c. Lineage: Eukaryota; Metazoa; Chordata; Mammalia; Artiodactyla; Ziphiidae. The transcript is spliced from 3 exons. Bases 1 to 405 code for a protein of 134 amino acids. The record is from RefSeq and is a predicted model, not a curated record.
AUGGACCCUUUCUUUCUCCCCUUAUUGGGACUACACAUCAUACAACAACUUCAAUUUGAUGGAUUGAGACGUCGCGGCGGCCUUGCUAGGCUACCGGAGGCUCCGGAGGGCGCCUCGCUGGUCGCGCGGUCGGCCAUGGAGACCCUGCGCAAAGCGCUGAUCGCAGGCGCAGUGCUGGGCGCGGGGGCUGGCGUGGGCACCGCGCUCUUUGUCCUCGUGACCCCGGGAGAGCAGCAGAAGCAGGCGAUGCUGAAGGAGAUGCCGGAGCAGGACCCGCAGCGCAGGGACGAGGUGGCCAGGACCAAACAGCUACUUCUGGCCACUCUGCAGGAGGCAGCGGCCACGCAAGAGAACGUCGCCUGGAGAAAGAACUGGAUGAGUGGCGACGGCGGGAAGUCAGCCUAAGGCCAGACGUGCCCCCGUGCGCGCCGGGACCUCCGCUGCAGCGCAGGAGCCCGAUCCGGCCUUACUCCUCUGUGGGCCGGCGGGGAGUCCAGACACGCGCAGACCU